AUGAGAUCCGCUCAACUGGUGCGCAGCACGUCUGCAUUGCGGCCGACCCUGGCUGCUCGCACUCGUGCUACUGCUCUCGGCCCAGCUUCCAUCGCCGCGGCGAACGCUUUCCUCCGCAAUGGACGCGGUCUUCCAUCGCAUGUGUCUGCUCUUGCGAUCCUGAUUCCUCAGCAGCGUAGCUAUGCCACCGAACAAUCUACAUCCAACUCCUCUCAAUCAGUCCCCCCUCCUGGAUUCAAUGCCGAGCAAGCGAAGAAGCCCAUCCCUCAGGACCAGGCGCAAUCGUCACAAACUGUUGCCAAGUCUGUGAAACCUGAGACCGCUGUUACGGAUCCCAAGUUGGUUAAAAAGCCCGCAGACUCUCAGAAGAUCCAGGAGAAGGAGAAGGAGGUCAAGAAGUUGACGAUUGGACAGAAGGUUAAGAAGGAGCUGCAGCACUACUGGGAUGGCACAAAGCUGUUGGCGACAGAGGUCAAGAUUAGUACCCGGUUAGCUUUGAAGAUGGCAUCUGGGUAUGAGCUCAGCCGCAGAGAACACCGUCAGCUUCAACGUACCACCAAGGACUUGGGGCGGCUGGUUCCUUUCUCCAUGUUCCUUAUCGUUCCAUUCGCUGAACUUCUGCUCCCCGUCGCUUUGAAGAUCUUCCCCAACCUGCUACCCAGCACAUAUGAGGGCAAGUCUGCCCGGGAGACCAAGGCCACGAACCUGAGCUCGACUCGUAAAGAGGUCUCUAGCUUCCUACGUAACACAUUGCGUGAGACUGGUCUGCCUUUGACCGCAGCAACAGUCAAGAACGAGGAAUUCGCAGACUUCUUCCGCAAGAUUCGCACCACUGGCGAAUCGCCCUCCACCGAAGACGUUGUCAAGGUCUGCAAGAUCUUCAAGGAUGAUUUGACUCUGGACAACUUGUCGCGUCCCCAGUUAGUGGCUAUCUGCCGCUACAUGAACUUGAACAGCUUCGGUACCGACGCCAUGCUGCGUUACAACAUUCGUCACCGCAUGCGUCAGAUCAAGCGUGACGACCGUGCUAUCUUCUACGAGGGUGUCGACUCGCUUUCUGUUCCGGAGUUGCAGAUGGCUAGCGCUUCUCGCGGUAUCCGAACCCACGGUGUCUCCCCCGCCCGUCUGCGCGAGGACCUUACCAUGUGGCUUGAUCUCCGUCUGCAGCAGGGUGUCCCAUCCACUCUUCUUGUUCUGAGCAAUGCCUACAUGUAUACCCAGGGUGGCAAGGAGUCCGAUAUGGCCUCCCAGAUCGAUGCUUUGAAGUCGGUGCUCUCCAGCAUCCCCGAGGAGCUGUUCCACGAGAUCGAGCUCGAGGUCCACAACGCCGAGGGUGCUGCCACCAACAAGCAGCGUCUCGAGGUUAUCAAGGAGCAGGAGGAGCUCAUCGAAGAAGAGAGUAAAAGCAACGGGAGCGACGGCUCCGUUGCCCCGCCCAAGGAUAUCGAAGAUAUCGAUGAGAAAGAAGAGGCCCGUGUCGAGGCAACCUCCAAUGGGACCGAGAAGCAAUCCGCCGAAGCAAAGGAAGCCCUCUCCGAAGGUGCCAAGGCCGAGCAGGGCAAGAAGAGCGAAAGCUCGUAA
Messenger RNA from Penicillium odoratum, 1581 nucleotides. RefSeq names its product MRS7 family protein. The record is from RefSeq and is a predicted model, not a curated record. Bases 1 to 1581 code for a protein of 526 amino acids. The transcript has 3 exons. Gene Ontology annotation, molecular function: ribosome binding. Gene Ontology annotation, biological process: intracellular monoatomic cation homeostasis. Lineage: Eukaryota; Fungi; Ascomycota; Eurotiomycetes; Eurotiales; Aspergillaceae. Gene Ontology annotation, cellular component: mitochondrial inner membrane.